GGUGUAUAAAUCAUGGAAACACGUUUGUAUAGAAUGGAAUUUAUUAUAGAUGAUAUUGAUAAAACAUAUCGUCUCGACGCGCAAUAAAACGCACGAGUGCGUCAUACAUUUGAUUUUACAUGUUUCAAGACAGUGUAUUUAUUAUGUAAAAAAGAUAAUAACUUUGGCGAUUAACGGGUUGCAGAACAAUUCAUAGACUUAAACGUAUAUAUUUUUAGCAUAUUUAUUAUGUGGACAGCAAAAAGAUUUGCUAAGAAUAUCAAUUUUAUUUACUGGAAAUAUAUAAUCUCAUUAAUUCCGCGAAUUAAUUCGCUACAAUAACAUAUUGAUUGAUUUUUCAUUUAUCAUUAAGUGACGAUUUUAUCGCGAAAUGCAUUUGACUUUUCACUUUUAAAGCAAAUUUAAUUUGUUUUAGCAGCUAAUUUGUGUUUUUGCAAAGAGAUUUACUCGGCAAGAUUUUUUUAUUUAUUCAACAAGAAUUUUGAUAUAACGUCAAAUAAUUGAUUGUGAUAAUGAAAUUUGGUCGCUUUUGCGUUUAAUCUGCAUCAGCAGUUUUCGCAAAACAUUUUUUUUCUAUACUAUUAUUUAUUUUCGAAUUAUUCGAAAUGUCCGCGAUAUAUGCAUAUAUAUAAUAUUAAAAAAGAACUAUAAAUAUUCUGUGUGCGAGAAAUAUUUUGUCAGAAUCAAUUCCCGAAGAAUUAGCAGCUGAAAUUAUCAUAAUCAUAUACCGAUACUACACGAAAGUUAAUUGAGACUGCAAAAAUUCGACAAAGAAGAGAUGCAGACAUUCCACAUAAUGGUUUGCGUCACUGAUAUAGCAUAAGUUAUCGCGCUUUCAUAGACUCAACAUAAAUACUCGUGUCAUAAUUGUAAAAUGAGGUGUCAAAGUGACGCGAUGUGCCCAAGUAAUAUUCUUUAUGAAAUUUACGAAAUCAGCAACACUUAUCGCAUUAUUGUCGGGUAUUAAGUUCCCAAUCUCACCAAAGAUAACGGUGGCUUUCCUUUAAACUUAAAUAAGGAGCGCAUACAUUCGCGAUACGUAUUCAUCAGCGAGUGCAUCAUCGAGUUUUCACGGUGUGUUUUUCGUCGUCGCGUUUUCAUAACACAGUUGCGUCUAAGUAUCAACGAUGAACGAAUUGUGAAUAAUGUCACGUCAAUCGGCAUGAUAAGCUUCAGGAAUAUUGGUUACUGCAUUUUCGAUAUCAGUUUAUCAAGCUACGAAUUUGAAACAAUGACAUUGAUGUCACGUAGUUAGUGAUCUCUUCCCGAUUAGGUGAACGCGAGAAGACAAUAAUUCGACGAGUGAAUAAUUGAAUAAUUGAAUAAUUUGACAUCGAAAGUGAUUGUGAUAUUAACGGAAAAUUAAUUAAAAUGAAUAUGAUAAUCUGGAACGUGUUACUUAUCCUGCUUCAACUGGUCGUUCGUGAAACCCAAUCAGAAACUAUAAUAACGGCGUACGAUGACUUCGGUUUGUCGCCGAUCGAUCCGGAGAUCGCCGACAGCAUCGAUUGGAAGCGUCACGCGUGUCGGCGAACGUGCAAGGAUGGCGCGGCACCUCUGGAUUGUUAUUAUACCUUUAAGCUGGAGUCUUAUUACGCGAUGAGCAAAGCUUGUUACGACUGCCCCUUCAAUAUUACGGACUGCUUUCGGCCUCAUUGCAUCCCGGCGGAUGGCGUAAAGCGAUCUCUCUUGGUCGUGAACCGGCAAAUGCCAGGUCCGUCGAUCGAGGUAUGCCAAGGUGACAGGAUAAUGGUCGAUAUGAUUAACUUGUUGCACUCGGAGAGCACCACGAUGCACUGGCACGGCCAGCAUCAUCUCGCCACGCCAUAUAUGGACGGUGUACCCUAUGUAUCGCAAUGUCCUAUCCCUCCUGGAGCGACCUUCCGAUACAAUUAUAUCGCCAGCGAAGCCGGGACGCAUUUCUGGCACUCUCAUAUAGGAUUUCAGAGAGGCGACGGCGUAUUCGGAUCGUUAAUCGUUCGUGUACCUCCUAAAGUUGACAGGCACAAGGAUCUGUAUGACUACGAUGAUCAUACGCUAGUAGUCGCCGAUUGGGUUCACGAGCUCGGUCUUACCAAAUUUCUAGCGCAUCAUCACGCGGACGGUGAUAACAAAGCACCCAAUUUACUUAUAAACGGUCUGGGCCGUUUCACCUCCAUCGAAGGUGAAAACGAGACAUUGGCCGAUAUGCCUAUUUCGAUAUCCGUUGUAAAACCGAAUUUUCGGUAUAGAUUCAGGCUUAUUAAUGCGGAGUUCCUGAACUGUCCAAUAGAAAUUUCCGUCGACAACCAUACUUUAUAUGUGAUCAGCUCAGAUGGACGUGAUAUUGAACCAAUACAAGCCGAAUCGCUAGUGAGUUAUGCCGGCGAGAGGUUCGAUUUCAUAAUCGAGAUGAACCAAUCAGUGGAUAAUUAUUGGAUGAGAUUUCGAGGACUGAUGGAUUGCGACAAGAGAUUUUUAAGCGCCUAUCAAGUCGCGAUACUUAGAUACGAAGGAGCGCCUGAAGAGGAGCCGGCAGUGGAAGUUUCAUAUGAUCGUGUGCGAAAUGAUUCUUAUGGAUUGCAAGUGAACGCUCUGAAUGAAGGAACUGAAUCGAAUAAUAGUAUCAGUAUCCCGAUGUUGACUGCAAUGGACGACGAUGACGUAUCGAAUACCAAAGAACCGGAUUAUCAGUUCUACAUAUCGUAUGAUUUUUACGCGAAAGAUAACCCGCACUUUCACCGCAAGAAUCUAUAUGGCUUCCAUCAAGUGAAGGAUACGAAACAGCGUUUGUUCACACCGCAACUGAAUCACAUAUCAAUGAAGCUACCACCAUUUCCGCUUCUACCCGAAAGAAACCUUAUUAAGCCAAAUCAGUUUUGUAACUCCAGCACAGUUGAGGGAUGCAAGAAUGAUUAUUGUGCUUGUACCCAUGUACUUCAAGUGAAAAUUAACAGUGUAGUGGAACUACUUUUGAUCGACGAAGGUGUUCCGUACGACGCGAAUCAUCCGUUUCACCUUCACGGUUAUCAGUUCCGCGUUGUGGCGAUGGAGAAGAUAGGAAGUAACAUCACGGCCGCCGAAGUAAAGGAAUUAGACAGGCAAGGUUUGAUAAACAGGACACUCACACGAGCACCUUUGAAGGACACGGUGACCGUGCCAGACGGUGGUUACACCAUCGUGCGAUUUCACGCCAAUAAUCCAGGAUAUUGGCUGUUUCACUGUCACAUUGAAUUUCACGCGGAGAUAGGAAUGGCCCUGAUCUUUAAGGUGGGCGAAGACGAGGAGAUGCCGCCGGUGCCUCGUAAUUUUCCUAAAUGCGGUGAUUGGAAACAGAUGGACGAUCAGAACGAAGAUAACUCAGAGACCACUACAAUUUCAACGACAAUCGCUGGGAAGGAAUCCAAGGAAAACAACCGUGUCAUGGAUGCAAUAGAGCAUCUCUUGAGAUAUAUGGCGUAUUUUGAGCAACUUCUGAAAUUACAGAUGACUUCUUCGGCGUCGAAUUCAAGUGUGACAUUGUUACUUUUUGUCGCUUGCCUUUUGAGUUCUAUGAUUCAUGCGCGUUCUUCGUGACAUAUGUAUCCAUGUAAAUAGUAAUAGCGGAUUAUAAAUAUAAUCGUAAAGAAUAUUUAUAGGAACAAAACAAUAUAAAUGAGUUAGA
This is a messenger RNA of Formica exsecta, 3643 nucleotides long. RefSeq names its product laccase-1-like. Bases 1372 to 3555 code for a protein of 727 amino acids. Gene Ontology annotation, cellular component: plasma membrane. Gene Ontology annotation, biological process: iron ion transport. Lineage: Eukaryota; Metazoa; Arthropoda; Insecta; Hymenoptera; Formicidae. The transcript is spliced from 11 exons. Gene Ontology annotation, molecular function: copper ion binding; oxidoreductase activity. The record is from RefSeq and is a predicted model, not a curated record.